This is a messenger RNA of Choloepus didactylus (southern two-toed sloth), 7486 nucleotides long. RefSeq names its product ral guanine nucleotide dissociation stimulator-like. The record is from RefSeq and is a predicted model, not a curated record. Gene Ontology annotation, biological process: signal transduction. Bases 5349 to 6854 code for a protein of 501 amino acids. The transcript is spliced from 15 exons. Lineage: Eukaryota; Metazoa; Chordata; Mammalia; Pilosa; Megalonychidae.
UUGCAUGACAAAUUCAACACCGUGUAGAAUCAAUUAUUUGUUGACUGUCAUUAAUAUGUACUUUAAUUCUCCUUGUAUACUUUUUAUAAAAAUGUGUUACAUAAUUCCAAUGUUUUCUAUACUUUCACAUUUGAAAUGUAGCAUCAGCUAAAACUCUUGAAUAACAAUAUGGUGAAAAUAUUUUACCCUCUAAAGUAAUAGCAAUUGCAUAUUUCUAUAUAACUUGACUGUCAGAAUACUGGAAACAGGUUUGUUGUUUCUUUGAUUUUUGCUUGUCUUAGGAACUUAAUUCGAUCCUAGAUACAACACAGUUGCUUUUGCCCUGUUUAUUAAAAUGUUUUCCCUUUAAGAAUAUUCUCAGUUUUUAUCUGCCUAUUUGUAAUAAUCAUUGAAUUUGAAAAUGACUUUAUAAGCUAAUGACAUUUUUUUCAUUUUUUGCAUGUUUGCAUGUUUUGCUUUCUUUAGAACUUGCUAUUUUUCUACAUUAGUUGGUGAGAACACAGGCUUAGCUGGAUGUCCUGACUGUGCAGCUAACCUGAUAUUCAGCCUUGUUGAAGCUAUAUAGCUGCUCUGUGACUUAGUUUUCUCAUCUGCAAGUGGGGGUAUUAGCAGUAUCUAACUUUUUGUGUUAUUUUGUGAAUUAAAAGAGCAUAAAUAUGCAUAAAUAUGGAGAAUAGGGCCUCAUACAAUUUAAGCACUCACUAGAUGUUGGCCUUGAUAAUUUUCUGCAUAUAUUUAAUGAGAUUCUCUCAUUCUUCCACUCAGAAGAGACUGCUGAGCACAUACUCUGCUUCAGGCUUUAUCCCAGGCACUAGAUGCAGAACAUGAACAGCAACAGCAACAACAAAAAAUAGACAUUUCUGUCCUCAUGGAGCUUAUUUAUAUUUUAGAGGCAAAAAGAAGAAUAAGAAACAUGAAUAAAAUACAGUUAGAAUUCCUGCAAGGCUCUCAGUUUGGUCACAGAUAGUAGAGAGAAAUGGAUUCUGUUUGGAAUUAUUAGAGAGAACAUUAUCUUGAAGGGUAAGAAUUCAAUCACAGGCACUAUUGUCACAGAUUGCUUUGUCUCUAGUUUUCUGCACAGCUGUUUAAAACCUAGAUCCCUAAACGCUGGAGACUCUUCCCAAUGUUAUAUCAUAAUGGGAUGUUUUCUUUGGUGAGUUUAGAGGAGGCUGUGGUGGAACCUAUGAGAAUUAUUAUCUGGAAAAGAGGCCCCUGGAGCACUCUGUUGGACAUUGCUCACCAUGGUAUGGUUGCCUAACAAGCAGAAUGGAGGGUUUAGUCUCCCUUGGAGGACAUUCAGGAAAAGACCAUGUGCUCAGGAAUUAGGGGAAUGGCUAGCUCUCUGUAACCUACAAACCUGGGGGACACCAUCCCUAUGUAGGCUCUCAAAGGAGAAGUGAAAGGCCCCAGGCAUUUGAAAGCAACUUAAAUGGCCAUUUUUUCCCAUGAGUUAUUUUCAAUGAAUGUUUUUUAACAUGUCCAUUUUUUGAAAUGAAGCCAUUAGCAAGGCUAUAGGUGAUAGGAGAGGAUGCCACUGGUAAUCAAUAAGGGGAGAUGCUUGUAUUCUAAUUAACUGAGGGUGUGUUAAUUUUCCUUAUAAUAAUCAUCUAUCUGGUAAUUGCUAAUCAGAGGACUUGGGAUCAUGUCUCUCUGUCAAUUGCUCAGGUAAAGUUACUUGGAUCAGAAGGACAACCAACUGCUGAUAUUAGCUUCAUUUGCACUGUCCUGCAUCAGGUGAAUAGUGAAGAUUAAACUUAUCCUAAUAUUCACAUCAUUUUCAGACACUGCAACAAAUUUCCUGAUGCAUCCACUGUGAUUUAGAGCUUAGCAAAUGGGAGUUCUGCCAACACCGAGCAGCAUGUUUUAUGAUUGGGUUAAAGCUAAGAUGAUUUCAAGUCUGGUUUUAUUUUGUGUCCUAUAAGAUUAUAACUUCCUGGGUUAGUAAAAUAUAAGCAACAGUUCCAGAAAUUAUGGCCCGUUCCAUUCAACACAGGCGCUCAGAAAGGCAAUUGCCUUUACAAUCUUUAUGUAAUCCAGUAAAGGAAAGAAAUGUAAGAUAGCAGCAGAGUUUAAAGGAAAAUAUGUGACCUUACACAUUUAUAUCUGUCUUCAUUCACUCCAAAACAUUCACAGUACUCAAAAUCUCCAAAAUAUGACACAAGCAGAUGCAUAAAUUAUUGAAAUAGAUGUAGUGAUACAUUCAACAGAGAUGGGUUCAAGGUAUUGUAGGAAUUUAGAGGAAAGGAUGAAGCAAAUUUGGUAGAGGGAAGAAGGCAAGGAAGGCUUAAGGACAAGGGGAUAUUUGGACUAUAUUUUGAAAGAUAAAGACUAUUAAAAUAUAUUUAAUAUAAUAUGUGUAUAUAUGUAUACACACAUAUAUAAUGAAUAUGCUAACAAAGUUAUGUGGGGGGGAUUAAAUUUUUAAGAUUUGCAUUAUUUCUUUUUGCUUGUAUGUAGUUUGCAAGUCUUUUUUUAAAAUUACACUGAGAUGAGUACUUAGUUUUUGAGAAGGUAGAAAAGAGCAUUUCAGAUAGAGGGAUCAUCAUAUCCAUAUUAUCCAAGGAAAUUAAUAUUAUGCUCCUUUGGGAAAACCAAGAGAACCCUGAUGAAGCUGGGUAAUAGGGUUCAUGUGAAGUGAAUACAGUCUCAAUAGAUUAACUAAUUGUUUGGAAGAGCUUUCGCCACAUCUCCAACCUUGGACAGGUAGAUGUGAUGGGGGAAGGGCAUGAAUCACUCAACCUCCUCUUCAUUUGAACAAAACAUGUGGGAACAUCAAUUAAAAUAAACUUAGAAAUGUCAUAACACAAAUUUCCUUUGGAAUGCUAAAGAAGAAAAUUUAAGGGAUGGUUUCUUUUAGAUGGUAUAAUUACAAUCAAAUGCCUUUUAAAAUUGUCACUAUCAGAAUAGGAAAUGAUCUAACUUUGAAUUUUCAAAGUUCUUUUACAUAAUUUGGCUUGUUUCAUCAUCACUACAACUAUAAUGGAAGAAACCUAUAAGAAACGCUAACUAUCCAGAGGUAGUUUUGGGUUUACACACAGUGUCUUAUAUUUAUAACGUUACUCAUUAUUACAUUAUAAUUUGUCAGAUUUAUGUGAUAUCCUAUGUGUAACCAGUUGUAAGUUGGUAAACCAGCUCUCAAAAGCAAGAAAGCAAACAAAAACCCUGAUUUGUAUUAUUUGCUGAUUUCCCUGGUAUAUAUAUUCCCACCAGGGCCAGUGUCAAGCUAUCAACAGUUCAACAACUAGCUAAUAAAAUUUCUGAAUAGUUAACAAUUGGCUCUCCUGAGCUGGUAUGAGCUGGCUCCAACAUAGCUUUGUAUGGAGGCACAUAUUAGUGGCAGUAUUAUUCAUAAUAAAUAACAUUAUUGGAGUGCCCACUGUGUGCCAGACACUGUGCUGAGAGCUUCGUAGACUUCUUUUUGUAUAUAUAUCUCACAGCCCAAUGAAGAAGGAGUUAUUACUGUCUCCAUUUUUAGAUGAGGAACUGUGGUUUAAGAGUGGUUAAGUAACUGACCACAAGUUAUACAAUAAGUUAUAUAUUAAAAAGGCAGAGUCAGGAUUUGAAUUGACUGUAGGGAAAUAUUGGCCAAUUACUAUAAACUUUUCCUGUAUACAAGAUCACAUACAGGACAGAAGUGUUAAGAGCAACUUGUCUUGUGUGUGUGGGGGGGGAGGUGUGGUUGUUUAUAAGAAGGGGGAAAAGAAAGAAGGAAGGAAGGAAGGAUAAAAGGAAGGAGGGAGGGAGGCAAAAAACAAGACAAAACUCUCAGCUUUGCUAGCCUAACUAUGUACACAAAGAGAUUCAAGAGGUAUAUGGUGAGAGGAUUUGUAAAUUGUCCAUUGAUGAGCCUGACCCAUCCCUUAUAGGAAGAAAUGAAACAACAAAGGCCAUAUCCUUCAAGGCAUCUGUGGCAACCCGUGGCCUGAGCAAAGCAGGCCUGCAGAUCUUUGGUGCACAGCAGUCUGCAUGCCCUAGGCAACUAAAUGUUUAACUUAUUGUCUUUGUAAGCCAGUAAGGAGAAAAAGGGUAAAUUGACCUUCAAAUGUAACUUUAUGCAAGCAGGCAGGAAGUGAGAGGCUCUUAGUCUCACAAAAAGAGCAAAAUGUAAUUGUUCAAGUGUUAUUCUAGUCCUUCCUGCACCACCCCCCAGGUCAGAGUGACCUAUUCCUGCAUCUAUGUUCCCCCCACCCUUAGGAAGGCCUUUGUCUUAAACCCUUACAAAAGACUUCCUGUCCUUUUUGUGUCACUUGGUCAUCUUCCCUGUGAACGCGAUGCCUCCCUGGCCUGAGAGAGCCGUCAUGACCGCUCCACGACUUCUCACCCUAAGGAUCUUGAAGGAUGGAAUGAAAUUUUCCCCGCCUCAUCUUAUUACUUGUUUCUGCAUUAAGGAGAGUCUGAGACUAAAAGUUGUACUGGAAAGCAACUCAAUUCCACAAAAAUCAGAAGGAAGCAUUCAAUUGGAAUUCAGAACACAAUGACCCAGCCCUGCAAUACCAACUCUGAGAACACUACAAACCAUUUUGUGCAAUAACAUCAGAGCAUUGGACAGAUUUGUGAUUCAACAUACCUGCUUCCCCAUAACCAAGAUCACAUUGACAGAGGUAAACUAGUAGGACCUUAGAAGUUGCUUUCAUAUGAAGAGAUUUAAAGACUGCUUGUUCUGCAUUGCACCUUGGGUUCUAAAUAUGAUCUUCACUUACAUUUUGCAAACAGGAGAAAAUGGAAAUGCCUGAAGUCCUGAACAUAAUGAAUCCACUGAAAAAUGUUGGCUUCUUAGAUGAAUUCCAAUUAGAAAGGAAUAGAGAUUUAGACUUCUGAGGAAACUGCUGACUUAAGAACGUGCAAACACGCCGGCCCAGAGGAGGGUGCAGGACAGCCGGGAGCGCACCCACAAGGAGCGGGCUUUGGCGAAGCUCUUGGAGCUCCUGGUGCCGGCCGUGCAGGAGGGUGACCGAGUCUACGUGACAAACUUGCUAAUAAAUUACCGGGGCUUCCUCUCCAUUGAAGAAGUCCUCGACCAGGUUUCCAAAAGAUAUGCAGAUAACUGCAGUUUUGGUGAUGGGGAUGGAGGUGGCCAGGAAGGCUUCAAAAACUCCAUCUCCUGCCUCCUGCUCACCUGGCUGGAAGAGCUCCCGAGUGAUUUCUGCCAGCACCCAGGUGUUCCCUGCCUCAAACAGCUGGUGGCAUUUGCGCAGGUCGCCCUGCCUGGGUCUGCCCUGGAGAGGCGUGCUCAGGACCUCCUUUCUCAGCUGGAGCCCACGGAGCCCAGUGAGACCGAGACAGAGGCUCCCGUGUCAGACCCAGAGGUGAAAACCAGUGCAGUGCCCCCUCCAGAGCCAGUUCCAUCGAUGGCACCAGACAUCAUACCAGCUCCAGAGGCGGAGGCACCUGUGGCACUGCCUCCAGUGCUGCAUGCAGUGGGAGAGCCACUGCAGGCUCGAGAACUCCAGCCUCCUACUCCUGCAAUGUUCAUCCCACCUCUGGAGUUGGAGGCAACGCUGAAGCCACCUGCUGUGCCAUCUCCAGAAGUUGCAACAUCACCUGCUGCAGCAUCACUGACAGAGCUGCCAGUAGCUCUGAGGCCACCUCUACUGCCAGAGGUCGAGGCAUUUAUGGCAUCUGAUGUGGAGCCAUCCUCCUCACCAGCAGACUCACCAUCGCCAGAGCUGGAGGCAGCUCCGUUGCCACCUCCGGAGGUGAUGCCCUUCCCCACUGAGGAGCUGGAGCCAGUUAACUCAAUACCAGCAGCCUCAGCUCCACAGCAGGAAGUGGCUCCUGUGUCCCCCAUACUGCCACUUUCUGACCCAGCACCAGUGCCACCUCUGGACAUAGCACCUGUUAACUCACCAACCGUGGUCACAGCUGCAGAGCAGGAGGAAAUACUCAUGUCACCUGCAACGCCACUGGCAGAGCUGAAUUCACCACCAGCUCUUGCUGCACCACCAGAGCCUUCCUGCUGCUCCCCUGCGAGCCUGGAGCACGGUCUGAAGGAGGUGAAGUCCCCCCUCUCUGAGGACCCUCCCAGGCUGGUGGCCAAACAGAAGACACUGAUGCAGGUGGGAGACCAGGUCAUGCCGAGGAUCCAGCACCUCCAGGCGGGAUCCAGCGAGACCCACUUUCGACCCGUGGAGCAACUUGGGGCCUCUUCUGGGGACAUGGAACAGCUCAGCAAGGCCGAGUGCCCUCAGGAACCCAGUGCCAAGCCCAGCACUAGCAGCAACACAGAGUCGAGUGCCCAGCUCCAGAGUGGCCCUGACUGCAGCAGUGGGGAUGCAGCUACCUCAUUCCCUGGACACGUGGCUGACACCUCGAAGCCAGAUCUCGAGAUAGGAAUGGCCCUUGUCACCGGAUGCCCUGAUGGCCAGGAGAAGCAGGUUGGGGAGUUGACCUUCCUGUCAUCUCUGGAGUCACCUGGUGUCACCUCAACAUCCAGUGGCACCACCUCCUCCUCAGCCUGCCCCCUGCCCAGGGCCCCUCUGAGCAACCAGAGACCCUCGGCCUUGCCAAUUUAUAACGAGCAGGUGGGCAGCUGCUGCAUAGUCCGAGUCAGACUGGACAUGGACAACGGAAAUAUUUACAAAAGCAUGUUGCUGACCUGCCAAGACAGGGCACAGGCCUUUAUCCGCAAAGCCCUGGAGGAGCAUAACCUGGAGGAAGAAGAUCCGGAGGACUACAUGCUGGUGCAAAUUGUUUCACAGAAAAGAAGGCUGAAGAUUCCAGACUGGGUGAAUGUGUUCUAUGCCAUGGACUCUUCAGGCAACUAUGAUUUGCUCCUGACUAAGAAAACCUCUGCCAAGGGGAAGAAAGGGAAAAAGGGAGGCCUGUCCACCCUUUUUCAGAGGAAGAAGAAGUGAGGCAGCUUCUCACUGGCCCUGACAGCUGCCAGCCUCAGGGUCAUCUUCCCACGUGUAGCUGGUUGGGUGACUUCACCGUGCCAGGUGGGCACUUCCCUCCCCACCAGCCAGCUGAGCCCUCCCUGCCCUGACUCUAGUUUCAGCCCUGAACCUCUCCUCCUGCUGGCAUCUCCCUGCCCCUGACAGCCUGACCCAGACUCCUGUGGACCACUCGCUGCACCCUCCUCGGGCCAUGGGUCCCCACACAUGACCUUCCCUGGGGCUCCUGCCCUGCCUCACCCCACCGCAGUGUUCCUCAGGCUGCACCAAACAUUCCGCCAUCAGGACCUCCCAGGAGUGAGGCUUCUCCUCCCACUUAUCCCAGGCCCUCAUCCCGGGGAUUGGAGAGGCCUCUUCACUCCGUAAGGCUUCGCCCACUGAGGGAGGAAGCACCCAGCCGGGUGCCACAGACCUCAAAUCUCUAGCCAUGCAAGGGCCAUGCACCACUGCUUCCGGGGCUUUAUGAGACUCGUGGAGAUGUUGUUAGUGGGCGGGCGUAUCGGUGAGGAUCAGACAAUUAUUGAAUUUUUGUAUAUUGGGCAGAAAAUAUAUACCUAUUGGAGAGGGGUAAUUUUUUUUUUGUAUAUAGGAAA